AUGGAAUUAAAUCUGAGAAGCCCAAAGGCUAGCCAGUCUACUGUCUUUGCAUCGGACAUGUUGGGCAGUUCGCAAAAGAACCUUGUCUCAUCGCUUACUUCGCCACGCCAACGGUGUUACUUAUACUACUACUACUACUACUACUACUACUACUAUACUCGACCUAGCGGGUGGCAGAUUGUAUAUGACAUUGUGAAAGAGCUUGAGAAGGCCAGAGACAUCAAAUUCAAGAUGCCAACAAAGGAAUCGGGCCUCAUCAAAGGCUGGCAAAAGGACUUACUCGAUGGUUAUGCUAAAUCAGUCGAGCAAAACACUACGGCAAAGUCUUUUCUAGAAGCGACUGUUAAUGGCGCAUGUUUAUAUAAAAGCAGCUACGAUAUGAGGCAUACGAAUAAUGCUGAACAGAGCGCUGCGCCUGGCGGUAGUGUUGACCCGGACGACCAGAUUGCCCAGAUCCAAGCCAAGACUGCCCAGAUCGGGGCUGUUCUGGAACCGGCUGAACAUUGCCUCCACUGCCCUGACUCUGACUUAUUCCAGGGAUCGAUUAAGGGCAUUUUCGUACAGUGCAUAUCAUUGGUAGUCAAGCUCAGGAACGAAAUUACAAACCUCAUUCGAUUCGUCAAGGCCAUCUCGGCAAUAGUCCAGUUUAUCACCAGCAAGCAUGUUAACCCAUCCAUCGAGACUAUGAAGCGAAGCUCCUGCUUUAACAGCACUAUCAUCAUCCGAUCUUACUACUCUAUCUUUGCCAACAUUACUUCUAUGUGGACCAAGGUUUCGCAAACGCGUAUCUUCCCAGGGCUGCGCAUGGUUGACGGGAUUCCGGCCCUCGACCCAAGUGGCGACGGCCUGGUCCAAGCGAGCCACCGAGGAGAUUUGAAAGAAGGCAAAAGAUCCAAGUUAAUGGAAGGUAUGGAGUCACGCGUUACACAAAUCGGACAGAAGACCGGUUUGCUCCUACCUCCGGCGCCUAAGGUUAUCAAGGCUAUUGAGUCGGGCGCAAAGACAAGACAGCAAGCUUCUCAACAAGAAAUCUAG
Fusarium venenatum is the source of this 1035-nucleotide messenger RNA. The record is from RefSeq and is a predicted model, not a curated record. Lineage: Eukaryota; Fungi; Ascomycota; Sordariomycetes; Hypocreales; Nectriaceae.